GCUGCUACUCGCUGUCGGUGCGGGACGGGGACGACGUGCACGGCGGCACGGUGAAGCAUUACAAGAUCCGGGCGCUGGAUAGCGGCGGGCUUUCAUCCUUCGAGACGCUGCAGGACCUGGUCCAGCACUACAAGGGGCAGAGCGAUGGGCUGUGCCAGAAGCUGAGCCAGCCCUGCUGUGUGCCCAGGCCCCAGAAGCCCUGGGAGAAAGACGCCUGGGAGAUCCCUCGGGAGUCGCUGAGGCUGGAGAGGAAGCUGGGAGCCGGGCAGUUUGGAGAAGUGUGGAUGGGUGAGAGCGAUGGGGGGGCAGCAGGGAGGAGGAUGAAGCCUGGGAGCAUGUCGGUGGGCGCCUUCCUGGCGGAGGCGAACCUGAUGAAGGCGCUGCAGCACGACAAGCUGGUGAAGCUGCACGCCGUGGUCACCAAGGAGGAGCCCAUCUACAUCAUCACCGAGUUCAUGGAGAAAGGUGCUGCCCACGUCCCCAGAACUGAGUUCCGGGACCGGGGUGCCCCGGCGGUGGUUGUUUUCACUGCCCACAUCGCAGAAGGGAUGGCGUUUAUUGAGAAGAGGAACUACAUCCACAGAGACCUGAGAGCCGCCAAUAUCCUGGUGUCGGCCAUCCUGGUGUGCAAGAUUGCGGAUUUUGGGCUGGCCAGAGUGAUCGAGGACGAUGAGUACACGGCCCGGGAAGGUGCCAAGUUUCCCAUCAAAUGGACCGCCCCAGAAGCCAUCAACUACGGAUCUUUCACUAUAAAAUCAGACGUCUGGUCCUUUGGGAUCCUCCUGACCGAGAUCGUUACCUACGGGCGCAUCCCAUACCCAGGGAUGUCGAGCGCGGAGGUGAUCAGGGCCCUGGAGCACGGGUACCGGAUGCCCCGCACGGAGAACUGCCCUGAGGAGCUGUACGACAUCAUGCUGAGAUGCUGGAAGACCAAACCCGAGGAGCGCCCCACCUUCGAGUACACGCAGAGCGUCCUGGAGGAUUUCUUCACCGCACCCCCGCCCAGCC
Messenger RNA from Mesitornis unicolor (brown roatelo), 1008 nucleotides. RefSeq names its product tyrosine-protein kinase HCK-like. Gene Ontology annotation, molecular function: signaling receptor binding; non-membrane spanning protein tyrosine kinase activity; ATP binding. The record is from RefSeq and is a predicted model, not a curated record. NCBI's taxonomy places the organism in Eukaryota, Metazoa, Chordata, Aves, Mesitornithiformes, Mesitornithidae. Gene Ontology annotation, cellular component: extrinsic component of cytoplasmic side of plasma membrane. Gene Ontology annotation, biological process: cell differentiation; protein phosphorylation; cell surface receptor protein tyrosine kinase signaling pathway.